UUCCUCUCGUAGGGGUUUUAGCAUCUAAAUAAACUACUGUUCUAAACCCCUGAACUGAAGUCCCCAAAUUAUCAGCUGCCAAUACAAGUUGUAGGGUUUGCCCCAAAUAUUCAUUCUUUUAGGGUUAUGGAAAAAGAUGCAUCUUUUUUGUUUGGCGGCAUCACUUUCAAUCGUAAAAAGUUUGGCACUGAUUUUGACAGGUUUAAGGGGCAUAAAACAAGUGACAACUCAUUAGAGAAGCUGGAGUUAGUUGAGAAUGAAAAAUCCGAAAUGGAAGAUGAGACAAAUACCUGUGUUGGUAAGAAGAGGAAGAGAAAGGAGAAGGGAACAGUUCCUGACUCAGUGGACGGAUUCUCCGUUUUCAAGAAUUCGAAAUUGAAAAAGGAAGCUGCCAGCGAAGAGAAUGAUCAAUCUGCAAAUGAACUGCUUGAGGGAAAAAAAGAAUAUCAUCGGCAAUUGGAGAGGGAUGCACUUUUCCGGAAGUUACACGGCAUUCAUGUUUCUGGAAGUAAUGUCCCUUCGCCAUUGCACAGUUUUGCAGAAUUAAGAUCAAGAUAUAAAUGUCGAUUAUAUCUAUUACGCAACCUGGCAGAACUGGGAUUUAAAGAACCAACACCAAUCCAAAGACAGGCUAUUCCAGUCCUCUUAUCUGGACGGGAAUGCUUUGCUUGUGCACCUACCGGUUCUGGAAAAACAUUUGCUUUUGUCUUUCCAAUACUUGUGAAACUCAAGGAUACUUCAAAUGAUGGUGUCCGAGCUGUAAUUAUUUCCCCUACAAAAGAGUUAGCUGCUCAGACUACAAGAGAAUGCAGAAAGUUGGCUAAAGGGAAGAAGUUCUACAUCAGGUUGAUGACUAAAAAGCUCGCUAAAAGUGGAGACUUUUCUAAAUUGCGAUGUGAUAUACUCAUCUCGACACCAUUGCGCUUACAGUUUGCUAUCCGCAAAGGAAAGCUUGAUUUAAGUAGGGUUGAAUUUCUUGUCUUAGAUGAAUCUGAUAAGCUUUUUGAGCCUGGCUUGCUAGAGCAGGUUGAUUUUGUGGUGAAUGCGUGCACAAAUCCUUCAAUUCUUCGGUCGUUGUUCAGUGCUACGUUACCUGAUAUAGUUGAAGACAGAGCGCGUACAAUAAUGCAUGAUGCUGUUCGAGUCAUUAUUGGUAGGAAAAAUUCUGCUUCAGAAACAAUAAAGCAAAAGUUGGUAUUCGUUGGGAGUGAAGAAGGAAAACUUCUAGCUCUUCGUCAAAGCUUUGCAGAGAGUUUGAAUCCACCGGUGCUAGUAUUCGUUCAAAACAAGGAACGCGCAAAGGAGCUAUAUGACGAACUAAAAUUGGAAGAUUUUCGAGCUGAUGUUAUCCAUUCAGAUCUUUCUCAGACACAGAGAGAAAAUGCUGUUGAUAACUUCAGAGCUGGCAAAACAUGGGUUUUAAUUGCCACAGAUGUUGUCUCCCGGGGUAUGGAUUUCAAAGGUGUCAACUGCGUAAUAAAUUAUGAUUUUCCAGACGCUGCUGCAGCAUACAUUCACAGAAUUGGACGUACCGGAAGAGCAGGAAGGAGAGGAGAGGCGAUUACAUUUUAUACUGAAGCAGAUAUUCCUUUUUUGAGGAACAUAGCAAAUGUUAUUACUUCUUCUGGUGGUGAGGUUCCCGAGUGGAUCAUGUCAAUGACCAAGAAAAAGUGGAGGAAACAUAGGCCACAAAGAGAAACCAUUUCAACUCAGCCAGACAUAUGAAGCAACCUCCCAGUUCUGACACCAUUAUAUCAAAGCUCCUAAUCUUUUUAUAUAAUUUUGAUGUAUGAUUCUUUUUGUAACUUUAUGUUAAUGUAUGAAUUUGGAUUGGUGUUUCUUGUGACAUCUUCAACUUAAAUGGUAGAGAAAUGAAUGUGGUCUUUUUUGACUUAA
Nicotiana attenuata is the source of this 1896-nucleotide messenger RNA. Its product is annotated as DEAD-box ATP-dependent RNA helicase 57. Gene Ontology annotation, biological process: maturation of SSU-rRNA. Gene Ontology annotation, molecular function: RNA helicase activity; ATP binding; nucleic acid binding. NCBI's taxonomy places the organism in Eukaryota, Viridiplantae, Streptophyta, Magnoliopsida, Solanales, Solanaceae. The coding region runs from base 127 to 1725 and encodes 532 amino acids. The transcript is spliced from 13 exons. The record is from RefSeq and is a predicted model, not a curated record.